Syngnathoides biaculeatus (alligator pipefish) is the source of this 2311-nucleotide messenger RNA. RefSeq names its product TRAF3-interacting JNK-activating modulator. The record is from RefSeq and is a predicted model, not a curated record. Lineage: Eukaryota; Metazoa; Chordata; Actinopteri; Syngnathiformes; Syngnathidae. The transcript is spliced from 14 exons. Bases 126 to 1820 code for a protein of 564 amino acids.
CUCUCAAAUUACGCUCGGCGGAAAGAUUUGACGUGAAAUGACACGAGAGCGGCGAAACCUUCGGUUAAAAGAGUGCGGAGGAGGAAUGUGGACGAUUUCAGAAUGGUCGCGUGAGUCUGGGUGAGAUGCCGCGGGAGUGGGCGGGUGUUUUGUCGACACGGCUUAUGGAGGCGCUUUGCCCCCGUGGGCUUCAAGCGCCCCCCGCGAGAGACUUUGAUCGCAAAGUGGAGAUCAGAGCAGAGAAACAUGAGCAGCUACGACGACGCACGAACGCGACGUCAUGCCGGAUCCCCGCCCGGGAGUGGGACACGGCGCUGCUCAUGCAAACGCUCAAGAACCGGCGGCAAGUGGAGUUCUUGAGGAGGCGGUCGCUGCCCCAGCCGCCCCGGCCGCCCCCGCCGCCCGCGGCGCACGACGCCCGCACCAGCUUUCGCUUCCCCGGCGUCUCCGUCCGCUCGGUCUCUCGCACGUCGGAGCGUCCCGGCCCACGCGGCGACCCGGUUUUGAUGAAGAUGAUGGUGCAGGACGAAGGCUGCGCGGAGGUCACCCAGGCGCCAAAUAGUAAAGUAGACCCCGUCAACAAUGCAGACGCGACCCACAAAAGGAUGACAGAAGCCGCCGUCCAGACAGAGUCAGGCCUCGUCACCAUCGAAGAAUCGGAUAUUCUGCAAUUACAGGACUACAUGCAGGAAGGACUGUGGAGGGAGGAGGCCAUCAUGAAGAAAGUGGCGGCGCUGCAGGAGUUGUUUCUCCAGCUGCAGAACGCCUUGAACACGACGUGGAAAGCUCGCUGCAGCGAGGACGCGCUGAGAAACAAGGUCAAAGUUCUGGAGACGCAGCUGCAAGCCGGCCUGCAGAGGUUCCCCAAGGAGACCUCGAGGAAACUGGUGCUCCAAAUGAAGAAGCAGAGAGCGACGUUCGAGGAGAAGACCCCGAUGGACGUCCAGGACAAAAACGAGGACCUCGGCAAAACCGUCGCACUGAAGGAAGCGCUUCUAACUGCGAAAGAGGACGUCCAGAGGCUGCAGACCCUUUACGAGGAGCUGAUGCUCACCAGUCAAAAGCUCCGGCAGGAGCUCGACGCCAGCGGCGAACGAGCCCGACAGCAAGAAAGCCAGAUCGAGCUGUCUAGGAUCAGAGAAGCGACGGUGACCGAGGAGCUAGCGUCGCUGAGACGGGAGAAGAACGAGCUGCAGUUUCACCUGAGCCUGCAGGAGGAAUACUACCAAUUCGCUAAGGACCGAACGCAGUACCUCAACGAUGACAGCACGGAGAGACGGGACGUGAGCGUUCAGAGUACACCCGAGGAAGAGGAGGAAGCGUCGCCAAAAGGUGGCGACGACGUGGAGGAGGAACUUCUUCACACCCAGGAGGUGCUCCGCUCCGAGGAGAAGGAGGUGACGGGGACCGGGACACGGUCGCUCUUGCGUGCCGAAAUUGAAGAUACGAGCGCCGCGCGGUGGCAGCGAACCCAACUCCCGCAAGCAGACGGCAGUUUUCCGACGCCGCAGACUGAGCCGCAGGCCGCGGAGCGAGCGGUUGAGGCCGACCGGACUCCACCGGCGCAGCGCAGGGAAGAUCUCGGCGGAGUCGCUCGCAAACGCGGCAAAUCGACGUGGCGUGUCAGUCCGUGGAGUCUGUGCAGGCUCCUCCUCCUUUUUCUUCUUCUGCUCCUGUCGCUGUUGCUGUCCAUGGCCGCGGUCGGCGUGUGGCAGCCGUGGCACCCCGACGACUUCUGCUUCGACAUAAGGACAAAGAUGGAAAAUUGUUUCAUGCAAAUGAUCGACCCCCAAAAAUCUGGCUGUUUUAGGCCAAUUUGACCACAUCACUUUUGGAGGAUUUGCCAUAUUUCAUUUUUCCAAAUUGUCUUACUGUUAGCGUUAGUUGUUGAUAUUCAAUGUGUGAUUUAGAGGGAAAAAAAUAUAUACUUAUAACAAAAAUGUCACGGCUGAUUUUUUUUUAUAUAGAUUACAGUCAUCUAUUAUAAUUUAAUCUAAAAUUGUAAAUUGAAGUUCAAUCCCCCGUCCCCAAAUGUUUCACGAAUGUAUUUUCGCGCAGUGAAUAAACAAAAUAUACAAACCCAAUUCCAAUAAAGUUUACACAUUGAAUUAAAUGUGAAUCAAAAACAAAAUACAAUGAUUUUCAAAUCUGGAUUCACUGACGUUGUUUUUCGGAGGCCAUGUUGUGAUGUCGUUUACACCACAGGUGUCAAACUCAAGGCCCCGGGGGCCAGACCGGGCCCCCUGCGUGAUUUCAUGUGGCCCGCGGCGGCAAAUCACGCGUAUCAACUUCCGUGAUUUUUUUCAUUUUA